GAUGACGAUCGUUGGCUCCUUUGUGUCACGCUGUCGUAUGCAGCUGCAUCUGGAAGGGACCGGUCUCGCGCUCCCCGUGUUGUCUAGCCCUCUCUACUCGGCGAAAAAAAGUACUAUUUCAUUCAUCCCGUUUCCUUCCAUUCAUCUGGGCACUGCAGCGUAGCGAAGACUUGGGGUUCGAUCAGCACCAAAAUUCUUAUCAAUGGAGAGGGUGACGUCAAUGAGCUAGAGUGACGUGCAGUCACGUGGGCGCAGUGGGGCCGAAAUAAAAACACGGAGAGCUGACCGUGGUACUGAAAAUAUCCCCAUAGCACCGCGCAAGAAAAGCCAACCAUACGACUUACACAAACGAAAUCACUGUACAAACAAAACAGCAACAUUCAAACAAAGAAUUUAUUGUUGAAGCGGAUUCUUACACGUAGAUCACGAGAAUAACUUAAAUACGAAGUUUGGAGAAGACACAAUUGGUGCGUCGGACUGCGCUGCCACUGACAGGAUUCCUGGUUCAACACAUAUGUGCGGUCAUGAUCUGGUACCAACAAACUUCAAAUGUCCCCUUCAUUUUCCUGUUCAUGUUAUUUAGUCUCACAGUCAAUCCUGCAACCUUCAGUCCAGUGCCAGCAGAUAGAAACACAGUAAGUGAAAACUAUGCAGCAUUCUCCUCUGCUCAGCAACAGGCUCAAUAUACUCAACCAGCCGAGGAACAGGGCACGCAACAUGAGGAAAAUGAUGAAGAUGAUGAGCUUUUCAAAGACAUGGAUCCUAGAACCCUAGCAGCGGUCCUUCUCGAAGCCCUCAACCAGCCCCAGAAGGAAAAGAUGAGUGAACGAGAAGACGGGGGAGCGGAAGUUGAAAGGGAGAAGGAUCUCCAGGGCUCAGACAGAGACAGAGAUGGUCACAAAGAGCUAGAGCUGGUCAUGGCAGCUGCUGCAGCGCAAGGAAAAGAUGAGAAAGAAAGAGAGGAGGAAGAGGAGAAAAAAAGGGCUGAGGAGGAGGAACGGCUAACGGAGAAAGUGACGAGCCGCACCACCAGUCAGACAGUACCAUUAAAAGAGCAGGUGGCCCCACAGGAGGGGGCCACAAAAGAGGAAGUGAUCGAGGAGGAUGAGAGGCAGGAGCCAGAGAGAGGAGAACUGGCAGAGGAGGAAGAGCAGCUGAGUCCAGAGGAAGUGAAGAAUCUGGAGACUAUGUUAGAGGAAUUCCAGAGCUACAGCACAGCCACUAAGAGAGAGCGUGACACGUUCACAGGCCAGAGGGAGAGCCGUGGGGAGUAUUUUGAUUACCUAGACCGUAAUGGCCUCAUGAACAAUAAGAUCAAGCCUAAAGCUAAAGGCAAUGACCUAGCACUGUCCAAGAAGAAGCUAAAGUGGCAGCUCGAACAAGAGAAGAACAAAAUUCAGCCCUUGCAAAGAGGAGGCAACUUCAUGGAUGACUUUUCCAACAACCUUGCUGACCCAGAGGAGGAAGAUGAGGAAGAUCAAGAGGACGAAGAACAGCUGAGCCCCGAAGAAGAGGAAACUCGGGCCAAAGCAGAGCAAGAGGAGGUACGCAGACAGGCAGCAGAGGCACAAAGAGCCAAAGUGGAGGAAGAAAAGCUUGCAGACAUUGCAUCUGACAUGCUCCUGAAAUACAUUGUGAAGCAGGACAAGAAAAAGUACCAAGACAACAAUGGUGCAGAAGAUAAGCGCUCUGAUGAGAAGGACACUAGUGACGACGAUGAUGACAUUGACCCACAGACCAUCGAUAAGUUGAUUGAGAUCUCCAGCAAGCUGCAUCUUCCUGCUGAUGAUGUGGUGGACAUCAUUAACGAUGUGGAGAAAAAGAAGAAAAAAGAUGCUCCUGAAAAUCUCCCAUGGCAACGUCCUCUCGUGCCGCCUCCAGCCCCCGUUGCACCUUCUACGCUGUUACGUAAACCUCCUCCCUCAAAGCCUCCUCAACCGAACACAAACUCAUUAAAAGCCUGGUUCAAAGACAGGGCCUCAGUCAAGCCCAGCAAGCAAGACAUUUGGACGAGGCAGCAGUGGCCCUUUCGUACCUACCCUUCCUACAGUUUCUAUCAAAAACCCUACCGGGGAUAUUACCCCAUCUACGUCCCGCCUCCAAAACCAAAAUCCCGCUACUAUCCCAAGCCCUCUUUCUCCCUCAACGAUGUCCUGGGAAACUCACUGGACUAUGACUUUGAUUACUCCCCCAGACGGAAGUCCCGUCCCUGGGCGCAGUCUCGCCAAAGAGUCCAACCAGCCUUCCAGCGAAACUUCUACUUCCCUCACCCUCGGACUUUCAAAGCCGUACCCAUGCCUAAACCCCGGUCACCUCCGCGUCGUUGGCCGUCCUUUUAUUACCCAGCCCGAGCUCCUGUAGUCACCAGGGAAGAUGAUUACUACAGUCCGCUGAGGCAGCCGCCACAGGACAACGAAGAGGAGCUGGAGAACUUCAUCGAGAGAGUCUUUAUGAAACAUCCCAGGAUGUUUCAGUGAGAAGACUGGGGGAGAAAAACAGAGCGAUGAGGAGGAGGAGAGGAAAGCGAAAGAGAACAACUUAAAGACUGUUCAUGGCCAACGUAUCAUGUUCUGGUUUCUUUUGCUGAAAUAAGUUCCGUCGUACUCAUUUGCCUCAGAUUUAAAGUUUACCCUUAAGACAGAACAUAUUCAGGAUCCUCAUGUCUAACUAACCACAUCUUCCACCCUCCUCCCCCUGGAGAGACUGAAAGACCAGCAAAGCUACUGGAGCGGUGAGAGGAAAGGGGACUUAAAUAUCUCAAAUACCCAACACUGAUGUUCUGCAGACCCCUAGAAGGCCUUUAUAAAGGAGCAGAUACCUGAUAGCAUUAAACACCAUGUUUUCAUCCAAUACAAAGACAUUCAAGAUGGAAUCUUGAAAGAUUUGCCAGUAUUAUGAAAGCAACUCCAUUAAGUCUUAUUUAAGUAUCCUUUUUUUGUUUUGUUUUGUAUAUUUUGGACAUUUAAAAUCCCAGUGGUCAGUAUCAUUGAUCAUAAUGUAAAGAGAGAUAGCAAAAAAUA
This is a messenger RNA of Sinocyclocheilus anshuiensis, 3020 nucleotides long. RefSeq names its product VGF nerve growth factor inducible (gene vgf). NCBI's taxonomy places the organism in Eukaryota, Metazoa, Chordata, Actinopteri, Cypriniformes, Cyprinidae. The record is from RefSeq and is a predicted model, not a curated record. Gene Ontology annotation, molecular function: neuropeptide hormone activity. The transcript has 2 exons. The coding region runs from base 525 to 2477 and encodes 650 amino acids.